Molecule: messenger RNA, 6890 nt
Organism: Mobula hypostoma (lesser devil ray)
Lineage: Eukaryota; Metazoa; Chordata; Chondrichthyes; Myliobatiformes; Myliobatidae
Gene: rfx2
Product: regulatory factor X, 2 (influences HLA class II expression)
Exons: 18
Coding region: 124-2376 (750 amino acids)
Biological process (GO): regulation of transcription by RNA polymerase II
Cellular component (GO): nucleus
Molecular function (GO): RNA polymerase II cis-regulatory region sequence-specific DNA binding; DNA-binding transcription factor activity, RNA polymerase II-specific
Source: RefSeq, a predicted model, not a curated record
UACCACUGCGCCGCGGAUGACGUGAGCGGAGAUCGGUAGCAACUGUUGCCUUGAGAAUAAACGCCAUAGUCACGGUAGCCGUGGAGACUGUUACCCACCAACAGCUCGGGCCCGUAGCAAGAAAUGAGCAUGCAGAGUACAGAGGGUACAUCAGACUCGGCUACAACUGUGACCCUGCGGACGUCUGCUGCUGGUCCACCAUCUGUGCAGUCUGCAGUGGUACAGCAAGUGCCAGCACCACAACAGCAGAUGGUGGUCCAGGCAACAGGCUCUGCUCAGAAAGGAGGCCAGGUAGAGCAGCUUCAGGUUCAGAGCUUACAGCAGGUCCAGCAGGUGCAGUCUGUUCAACAUGUUUAUCCAUCACAAGUUCAAUAUGUGGAAGGAGGGGAUGCAGUCUAUGCAAAUGGGACCAUACGUGCAGCAUAUUCGUAUCCAGAAACCCAACUCUAUGCACAGAAUCCGGGAGUCUCGUACUUUGAGUCACCGGGAAGUGCUGUUCAAGUGACUACGGUCGUGUCCUCACCCACUGUGGUGCCAUCUCAUAAUAUGGUGGGAACUGUCGGCAUUGCAAUGGAGGUGGGAGGAAGUCAGAUCAUCUCGAGCAGUGCUGGAACAUAUCUCAUCCACGGAGGUUCAAUGGACAGUUCUAGGCAUCCACUGUCUCAUGCUACUCGUCCGUCAUCUGGAACUAUUGAAAUGGCAAUUGAGAACCUCCAGAAAUCAGAAGGAAUCACAGCUCAUAAAAGCACUCUGCUGAACAGCCACCUUCAGUGGCUUCUUGAUAAUUAUGAGACUGCUGAAGGAGUUAGUCUCCCCCGGAGCUCCCUCUACAACCAUUACCUGCGGCAUUGUCAAGAACAGAAGCUUGAUCCUGUCAAUGCAGCUUCCUUUGGCAAACUGAUUCGUUCUGUCUUCAUGGGGCUAAGGACCAGAAGAUUGGGAACAAGGGGAAAUUCCAAGUAUCACUACUACGGGAUACGUCUAAAGCCAGAUUCACCUUUAAACCGUUUACAGGAGGACAUGCAGUACAUGGCGAUGCGACAGCAACCAGUACAUCAGAAGCAAAGGUUUAAACCUAUGCAAAAAUUGGAUGGUGUGGGAGACAAUAUGCCUGGAAAUGGACAGCAUGCAACUCCAGCAACCCCAGAGCAAUCAGUGGCUGCACAGAGCCAACAUCACCAGCAAUUUCUGGACGUGACUCGUGCACUGCCAGAGUUCGUUGAUGCAGAGAUUGGUGAUUCUCCAUUGCCAGAGAAUAUCACAAUGAAUGAAGUGAAGACAUUGCAGGUUUUGUACAGGGAGCAUUGUGAGGCAAUGCUGGAUGUUGUAAUAAACCUUCAGUUUCACUAUAUUGAAAAACUUUGGCAAACAUUCUGGCAUUCAUCUCCCUCUGCUUGUGAUGGUGCUUCUGUCACUUCAAUCAGCGAGGAGGAAAGUGAGUCUGUUUUCCCCAAAGCUAAGCUCAUCAGUCUCUGUAAGUUUGAGCCCAUCAUUAAGUGGAUGCGAAACUGCGAUCACGUGCUAUACCAGGCGCUGGUGGAAAUUCUGAUUCCUGAUGUUCUGCGGCCUGUCCCUAGUGCUUUGACCCAAGCUAUUCGGAAUUUUGCCAAAAGUUUGGAGGGAUGGCUAAUGAGUGCAAUGAAUGGCUUCCCUCAGCAGAUGGUUCGGACAAAGGUGGGAGUUGUAAGUGCCUUUGCACAAACAUUGCGCAGGUACACGUCCCUGAACCACCUUGCACAAGCUGCCAGAGCAGUACUACAGAAUACAUCGCAAAUUAAUCAGAUGCUCAGUGACCUCAACCGUGUUGACUUUGCCAACGUACAGGAGCAAGCAUCGUGGGUGUGCCAGUGUGAGGAGGGAAUGGUGCAGCGUCUGGAGCAGGACUUUAAAAUGACGCUACAGCAGCAGAGCUCCCUGGAUGAGUGGGCAUCCUGGCUUGACAAUGUUGUCAAUCAGGUCCUGAAGCCUCACGAGGGCAGCCCUGGAUUUCCAAAAGCUGCUCGCCAGUUCCUUCUGAAGUGGUCCUUCUACAGUUCCAUGGUUAUACGUGACCUGACCUUACGUAGUGCCGCCAGCUUUGGCUCCUUCCAUCUGAUCCGGCUGCUUUAUGAUGAGUACAUGUUUUACCUGGUGGAGCAUCGUGUGGCACUGGCAACAGGCGAGACUCCGAUAGCUGUGAUGGGCGAGUUUGGUGAUCUGAGCUCCAUGUCUCCUCUACAGAUGGAGAAAGAUGAUGGAAGUGGGCUGGAGAGCGAGGUGGAUGCAGAACUGAGAGGUGUGAGUGAACCUCCUGUCAAGCGAGAGCGUGUGGACCUCAACCAUUCCCUUCAAGAGAUGGAAGUCUCCACUCACCAGGAAUUAAUGAAUUCAAUAUAAUCAGACUGAAAAGGUCAAAACCUCCAAUGAAACACCCACUUUGGCACUAUGUCUGGGGCAGAAGAAUACCCCAUUCUCCAGGUUCUGGCUGAGCUCGACAUAAAGAUCACAGAAACUAAUUGCAGAAGGUGCACGUGUUAGACCAGUACUUAAACACUCCAACCCUCGAAAGGUGGCUGCAAUGGCAUUGUCAUGUGACCCAGAGGAAGAACGUGAGCCAGAGGAGGCCAUGUCCACUGCAAUUGAAUAACUGUAGGUGGUUAGUGCACAGAGUCCAAGCUAUUUUGCAAUGACUGUUUAAAUGGUUUAGGGUACUGGUUUAUAGUGCUGCUUUAGUCAUUCUAUAUAAAUUCAUUAUUGCGGAUCCACUGGGAUUUUAACUGGCUACUAAUUUGAGAAUGGCAGGAAACUAAUUCGACAUUCUAUUUUUGCAAAUAGAAGAGAACCUUUUAAUUUUGUAAUUGCUUUUGUCACUCUCCCAUCUACCCUCACACUCAGGAGGCUGGCUAAACCAUUCCAUUCUCUCUGGGGAUAGUUCUGUUGUUAAAAUAUUUCAUUUAACUCUUCCUGAGCUAGGAGGUGUAUUGGCCAAGUCAGGGCUAUGGUGGUUGGCUAGGUAGAAUGAAGCUUCUACAUAGGGUCCACCACUCUCUCCUCAGAGUCUCGAGACAGGCCAGAGGCAUGUGGGUGGUGAAUUAGUGAAAUGACCGUAAGAUCUUACUUUUCCAGUACUUCACUUCCUACGGCUGGGAGACCAGCUGAAUGGAGACAUGAACUUGUCCAUAAUGACAACCAUCACUGCUCAGGAAGGAGUGUUGAGGUUCAUUUGGAUGAACCCAGUAACUAAACAAUCCUGUCCGCUUUGGACCGAUUCUAUGGGACUCACUGUGGAAGCCUCUUUGGCCAAACAUGCUGUUACUUAGCGAGUGAUAAUUGCCUUAUUAGAUCAUUAUUUUACCCAUUUAAAAAAUAACCUAGCUGCCCAACAGCUAGUGAUAAGAUAACUGUGUCCCUUUAGUGGGGUAUGUUAUACAUCAGGGAACCCAGUACAUGCAUUUCACUGUGCCUUAGGGAAAUUUACUGGGAUAAUGGAUGAAAUGUGCCUGCACUGGUCAGAGACCCAGACACUGUGAACUGACUUUUAAAAUCUGUCAUUUAUAACUAUUUUUGCUACUGAUGGUUAAGUGACAUCAAACAUUUUACUUGCAAUUACUAAAUAGACAAAUUAACCUCAGUAAAGUACCUUGUCUACUUGCUGUAGGUGUCACACAGCAGUUUUUUAAAAACAUUACACUACUUUCUAAUUACACAUGCAUGUUUCUGGUUCUGCAGCCUUAUUUGUUCUUGAGCAGGUAACUUUUGUACUUUUGGAAACUAGCAAGUCUGAUGGUAGAAAACAGACAGUUGUGUGGGCUUUCCUGGAGCUUCGUGUCACAUUCUUCCCUCCUCAUUUGGUCUUUUGAAUGGUGAUUGAAACAAUUCCACAAAACUGAAGUGUUUACAAACAGCACAACUCUAGAACAUGUGAACAAACAGAUUUUGCAGUCAGGCAAUAAGUUUUAAACAUUCCUCUCUUUUUCUUGUCUACAUUUCCUGAGCAAUUUUGUUUUUGAUCAGUGGUUCUUCUGGCUCCAGCUGGGGGGUUGUCACAUGCUUCAAAUGUAACAAGUAGUCUCCAGAAAAGGGGAGCUGUGUAAUCCCUUGGAGCAAAGGCUGCUGGCUUUAUCUUGAUGGCACGUGUGCACUUUCCAUUCACUGUAAUUGUACGUGUUAAACAUGUUCAGCCAUUUCCCUCUUAGUCUACUAAACACUGAGUUUUCGGAAAGCAACUCUCCCGAGCUAUUCUCUGCUGACAGUAACACAGAUCACUGGUCCUCAUACUCAAAUCAUGGCAUCCCACAGAAAAUCUGACACAUUUUAUUGCUUUGAAAUGACUAGUUUUUGCAAAGAGCAUAUCUUCACACGAGAUUUUGAAGCUUGUUGGUCUGCUGAUUGUACGUUGGUGCCGUUAACACAGCAGGGAACUUAAACCAGAAUCAUAAAUCCCUGUUCGCAUAGUAUCUGUCAUCUACCAUCAGCCAUUCACCUAUCUGUUCUCAACUUUGUCACAAUGUUUAAAGUGAGCUGGGAAGCUUAAAUAUUCCAUUUUUGAAGCUCCUUUAUGUAACUUAUUUAUUGGGUUCAAUGCAAUUAAUAAGCCUUUCACUUCUAUGUAAUUAAAAUCAAACAUAACAAUGAGCAAACCUUAAAGGUUUUGCAUCAACUCUGAUAGAGUGUAUUUAGCAAAGUAGUUAACAGAAUGAUUGGGACUCUGGAGGGUUCAGGUUUGAACGUGUGCACUGUGUAAGCUGAAUUUUCUUCAACUGAUUUCAUGUGAACUUUUAGCCCAUCAGUUUUAUUGGAUAAGAAGUUAACUUAAAAGUGUUCUUUAUUUUUCAUUGACCACUGAAGACUCAUGUCAUUUUCUAAGUAAGUUAUUUCUUCAGUUUUCUUUUAAAAAGACUGGAAAAUAUCUGUUGUAAAUGUUUUCAGAUGUAUUUUUUUUUAAUAUCCAAAUCCUCCCACAAUAGGAACAAUUAGUAUUUUAAAACUUGUCUUUGCUGUGAUUUUUACUUUGUGGUACACAGUUUUGCAAUGGAACAAAAAUUAUCCAACCAGCGGGCAAAGAAAGGGGUUAACAUUGCAGAACCAUUGAAAAUUUUAAAACCCAUUUUCUGUAACACCAAUUAUAGCUGAUCUCUUUUUACCCAAUUUGAAUCCAUAUUUCCUAAUUUCUCACCCACAAGCUUCUGUUGAUCUGAUGCUGCAGUAAAUACCUAGCCAAACUGAUAACAGCCACCUCUACAUGUUGGUGUCUGUAUGUAACUGUAUUCUACUAUUCACAUGGGCCAUGUCUACCUACACAUUGUCCAUCUGCCUGGGGUUCAGAGGGUGCUAAUUUCACUGUGAUAUAGUGAUGCACUUGGGCUCUGAAUUGCUGUGCAAGAAUGAUGUGGACCUGCAUCGGUAACUUCCUACAACAUAGAGUUAACCACACUAUAGCAGAGCCCUGCACAGGAACUGAAGCUUAAAUAAAGUAUGCUCUUGGUGAUCAGCUGUGAUCCAAAGUUUCAUUCACUGUGUCCAUUUGUCUGGCUCAGGCACAGAGCAGAGAGCUGGGGACAGUGUAACUUGACUGAUUCUUCAGGAUCAGUAACAGGACCCAGCCACGCCAUAUAUUGUGUUUCAAUACCCUCAUCAUUGGUGAGGGCAGAGCUGGAUGUCAUUUUUCUUUAAAGGAAUUUGUUUCCCAGUAUCCAAGUCAAGAAAAGUUAUUGAAAUUCAGUAUAUUAUAAAUAACUGUGUGCACAAUGUAACUCACCUCUGCAUCCGUGUAUACGUGGUACAGUAACUCACUGCUGCAUUAUAAAGGCCACUUUUGCUAGCACUAGAAACUUUUCCCAAUGUAUUCCUCCGUCUACAAAAUACAUGCAUGUUACUUAGCAGCAACAAAAUUCUAAAUAUGAUGAAGGGUUGUCUGUUUCUCGACUCUGCCUCCAAACCUUCAGAAUCAGGUUUAUUAUCACUGAUGUAUGUGAUGAAAUUUGUUGUUUUGCGGCAGCAGUACAGUGCAAUACAUUAAAAAUACUAAGUUACAAUAAGAAAUAUAUUUGAAAAAUAACUAGUGCUAAGAGAGGAAAAUAGUGAGGUAUUGUUCAUGGACCAUUCAGAAAUCUGAUAUCUCUGAUUUCAGUUGUAUUUUGGCUUUACUCCAAAAGUUAUUUAUUUUACUUAAAACAAUUUGAUUUUAUUAUUCAGGACUGAAACAUCAGUUACACACGAGGAUAAUGUCCUUAGAUAAUCUUUGAUCAAUUCGCAAACUGUGUCACUUUAUUCUGAACCAAAAGCCUUAGACAAACAGUGUAAUUGUAUAUCCCAUGGUUUUUCAACCUCAGAAACAUUCAUAAUUGAAUUACUGAAUUAUCAAGGCAUGAAAGUCUACCCAUGGUCAGCUGAUUAUUAAGAUCUAUGAAUUUGUCUCCAUUCUGCAUUGCAUCAGUGGGAUUGGGAUAAUUUUAAGGUGUAUAGGUUUUCUGCUUUUACAUUAUCUGUAUUACUGUUUUAUUUGUAAAGUGAAAGCGACCCCAAUUGCCUGGUUUUACUUACUUCACAAGGUGUAGUUUAGCAUCGAUGAGCUUGGUUAGUCUAACUUACAGUCUGGAAUUUUUUUUUGUUAUCUGUAAUAUGUGUAUAAAUUGAUGUAAAAACUGAAAUUUGUUAACAUUUUGUGCAUUGUGAUUAUUGUUGGUUUAAAUCGUCCCUCGAAUUCCAUACAAACAGAAUCUGUAUCACUAUUUGGAAAAUAGGUCCUCAAAAGAUGUUGAUUUGAUUGUUCCCACAGGGCAUUCUUGAUCUUAAAAAUUAACCUCUUUAAAACUCUGAAUUUAAUAAUAAAAACUUGCUGAAUCAGCCGCUCCAGAGAACUGUGCCAUGUUCUGCUUUGAAACAUAGCCUGUCACGCUUCCCUUCUUUCU